AUGCAAUAUCUCUGGUGUCUUGUCCUCUUCUUCACGGUGACCGUUCACUCGAGAAAAACGACGGAGCCCCCCCCAGAUACAGUCCGAACCCUUAUCGGGCCUCUUACCACCCAGUUUAGUGCUCCAUCGAAAUGCUUCGAGGAAAUCCGUACAAAGAGGGGUAUUGACCUUGAGUUGGGCUGUGAAGGCCCAAGCGGCAAUGAAUGCUGUCCAGAGGGAUGGGCGAGCAACCGGUACUUCAGCCCCGGGAUGUGUCCCUCAGGCAAUCGAGUCUGCACGCUACCGACCACAAGACAAAGACAUGAAACGACCGUUUUCUGCUGCCCGAGGUAUUUCGACUGCCCAGACAACGUCGAGUACCCAUUCUGUCUGAGCCAGCUGAACACCCCCACGGCGGUGACCACACACACCACCGGUUCAACGACCAGAGUGCAAUCCGAAUACCUAGUGUUUGCGACCCCAAUCCAGGUUCGAUUCCAGGCAACCGACAGCUCUGUUGUCCCCAUCCCCACGGAUUCGUUGAACCUGCCGCCCCCGAAAAAGCCUCUAUCAAAAGGCGCCAAGGCCGGCAUUGGAAUUGGUGUGCCCGUAGGAAUGAUUGGGCUUGCCGCUGCAGUUGUACUUUUCCUACGCCGCAGAAGGCGUGGUUCGAGCGAUCAUGUUCCCUUGCAGUCGAGCAUGCCAGAUCCCCCUCCAGCUUAUUCCGAAACGAAGUAG
Messenger RNA from Coccidioides immitis RS, 717 nucleotides. RefSeq lists its product as uncharacterized. Bases 1 to 717 code for a protein of 238 amino acids. The record is from RefSeq and is a predicted model, not a curated record. Lineage: Eukaryota; Fungi; Ascomycota; Eurotiomycetes; Onygenales; Onygenaceae. The transcript is spliced from 2 exons.